AUGCCGCGUAGGACACACCGAAAAUCGCGUAAUGGCUGUCUCGAAUGUAAAAGACGUCAUAUCAAAUGCGACGAGAAACAUCCGCAAUGCGGCAACUGCCGCAGCUCGGAACGUGUCUGCGAAUACGCAGAUCGGUUCAGGAGCAGCACGACCAGAUCCGAACGAAGUAAUGCCUCGACUCCGACCAACGCCUGGCCAAGUCCCGGGGUUGGUCCCUCGACACCACAGCCUCCUGGUGAGCAGCCUGCAGUAGAGCCGGUGACAACAACAUGCUCUGAGGAUCAGCCCGUCAACAUGGUUCACGCCGAACUCCUCUUCAAUCUCGUCACGGAGACGAUUCCCUCCCUCGGCGACACCGCCUUCUUCGGGGGCCUGUCCCCGGACCUCAUGCGCGUCGGGAUAUCGACCCCUUAUCUGAUCAAUGAACUGCUGGCCCUCAGCGCUCUGCACUCUAGUAUAGUCCGGCCCGCUGAGCGCGAGCGGUACCGCCGCCACGCCGCCCAGCUCCAGACCCACGCGCUGGAGAUCUUAGGGCAGGAGCGCCGGGACGUCACGCAGGAGACCUGUGUCCCGUUAUUUAUCUUCUCGUCCACGCUCGGCCUGCAUAUGCUCUGCGACACCGUGAUCUACCGGGAGAAGUCCAGCUUCGAUGCCUUCCUCGACCAAUUCGUGCACUAUCUCAAACUGCACCGGGGCGUGCGGGCCAUCACCUCGGAGGCGUGGGAGGCGUUGCGCGGGUCGAUACUGCAGCCAAUGCUCCAGUACGGGCAGGAGAAGUUCGCGUGGGAUGCGGACCUGGGGCCCGAGUGCCAGCGGAUCAUGGAUCUGAUCGAGGCGGCACGACUGGGCGAGAAGACGACCGCGGUCUAUCGGCAGGCGGUGCGUGCGUUACAGGUCUCAAUCCAUGCGACGGGGGUGAAGGACGCUGAUCCGGGGGUCAAGUUCAUCGGCGGGAUCACUGGGUGGCCCGUCAUUGUGGAGGUGGAGUACAUCGAGAUGUUGGAGCUGCGCCGCCCAGAGGCACUGGUCAUUUUGGCGUCCUACGGUGUGCUUCUGCAUCAGGCGCGGCAUGUAUGGGCGUUUGGCGAUGGGGGUCGAUUCUUGAUUGAGACCAUUCAGGCGCAUCUGGGUUCCCAGUGGGAGACAUGGCUGGAGUGGCCGAGUAAGGUACUAAGGGAGUCUCAGGGGUGA
Molecule: messenger RNA, 1191 nt
Organism: Aspergillus aculeatus ATCC 16872
Lineage: Eukaryota; Fungi; Ascomycota; Eurotiomycetes; Eurotiales; Aspergillaceae
Exons: 2
Coding region: 1-1191 (396 amino acids)
Biological process (GO): regulation of transcription by RNA polymerase II
Molecular function (GO): DNA-binding transcription activator activity, RNA polymerase II-specific; zinc ion binding
Source: RefSeq, a predicted model, not a curated record